Messenger RNA from Phycodurus eques (leafy seadragon), 1181 nucleotides. RefSeq names its product neurofilament medium polypeptide-like. The record is from RefSeq and is a predicted model, not a curated record. The coding region runs from base 59 to 1153 and encodes 364 amino acids. NCBI's taxonomy places the organism in Eukaryota, Metazoa, Chordata, Actinopteri, Syngnathiformes, Syngnathidae. The transcript is spliced from 10 exons.
CGCCGAAAGGCAGAGCAUUCCUGAUCAGGCCAAAAGCACGGACCUUUCUGACAUCAGCAUGCUCAUCAGAAAGGUGCUCCUCCUCUCAUUGGCCAUGUUGGUCAUGCUGGUGCACGGAGACAUCAACACCGACGACUCCACGUCCGAUGAAAUUUCCACAGCUCAAGCAGCCAAUCAGGUAACGGUGGUCGAAGCUGCAGUGACAAACAACGGUGCAGAAGUGGAAGAUGAUGAGAAUCCCGACAACAGAGGGAAGGAAAAGUUCAGCUCCCAUCCAACGAAAGCUGAAAUCCCUGCCAUCGCUGUUCUGAGCCCCGCCUCCAAUGUGCUCAACCCUUAUCGUCCCGACGAUCCUCCAGAAUCGGCAGAUUCUAUAAAAUCACCAGAGUCUGCAGAAUCAUCAGAGUCUGUGGAUACACCAGAGCUCGCAGAGUCACCAAAGUCUGCAGAAUCACCAAAGUCUGCAGAAUCAGCAGAGUCUGGAGAAUCAGCAGACUCUGUGGCAUCACCAGUGUCUGCUUAUGCACCAGAGUCUGCAGAAUCAACAAAGUCUGCAGAAUCACCAGAGUCUGUGGAAUCAUUAAAGUCUUCUGAUUCAGCAGAGUCAUCGGAAUCACCUGAGACCCCAGAAUCACCUGAGUCUCAAGAGUCUCUGGAAUUGCCAAAAUCUCCACAAUCGACCAAGUCAGAAUCAGAGUCAAGUUCAGAGGCAAACAAGGACAGAUACAAGGCAAGCAGUGAUUCUGAGUCUGAUGCCGCCACGGCUGGCAUUGACGAGGGUGGCAAUGGUGCUUACCUAUUGGCCACAUUUGACUUAGAAGAGGGAGGUGAGGUGGGGCCUGAGGUCUCAGAUGAGGAGGAGGCUCAGGCACAGGAAGGAAGAGAGACACCAGAAAUCGACUUGUCUGACGCGUCAGACGUGAUGGAAGGGGAGGAGAUCAGAGAAGAAGAAAACUCUUCCAAGGCUGACAAAGGGUCCGAUAGAAGUGUCAGCAUGGAGGAUGCUGACCUUGACAGAGAUGCCAUCAGGGAGGAUGUAAACAUGGAGGAGCAAAAUGUUCAAGAACCUGAAGAAAGCUCCCAAAUCCUUGACUCCACUGAGGCAACUCUUGUCGAAAAAUCAGACUCCACACCAUCCCACCCCAGGGAGUGAAUUAGCCCUUCAAGCUCCAACUGAGAGG